AUGACUUCUUCUUCAAAUAAUAUUUUACAAAACUGUUCAAAUGAAACUUCAGUGGUUUCGGCUCCAGUCUCAACAAAUAUGAUUAUUGAUUCACCAACUGUACCUAUACAAAAUGGACUUUCGUCCAAUGGUUCAUUUGAUGGUUUCCAACAAGUAGAAAAUAAAAGAAAAAGAAAAUUAAACGUAAAUUGGCGACAUCUGCAAUGAAGAAAAAACGUACACGUUAAUCAAACAAAUAGUAUUUCAAAAUCUGUUUCACCUUCGCCUGUCUUCUAUACCGGUUCCGAUUGCUGCUGAACUUUUACUACAUAAGGUAGUUCAACAAGUGGGAGUUAUUCAUCAUGUACAAGGUAUUCAACCAGUUCAAAAUAUUUAAGAAUUACAAGAUAUUCAACAAGUCUUAGGUGGUCCACAAGUUCGAUGUGCUCUACCUUCAUCUCAUCCACAACAGAUCUCAAUCACUACUGAAUCUACUCGUUAUGCACAAACACGUUACCCCAUUUCUCCCUUUAUCACCAGGUUCAAUGCUGGUAAGUUACAUCAAAUCAAAUUAAAGAACGUUUAGCUGCUUAUUGUAAUCAAAAAUAUUAAAUGGAAAUCAAGAUUUUAAAUUGUCGCUUAUCUAAUAGAAGUUCCAACAAUGAAUAUGAUUUCCUUCUUUUCUUAAAAGAUGCCUCUUCUUUUUCCUUUCUAUUAGAUCA
Rotaria sordida is the source of this 701-nucleotide messenger RNA. NCBI's taxonomy places the organism in Eukaryota, Metazoa, Rotifera, Eurotatoria, Philodinida, Philodinidae. The record is from the annotation of a GenBank genome assembly.